GCAAAGGGGCCCGGCAGCCCCAGGCAGAUCCCCUUCUCCUUCUUCCACUCUAUCUGUCCCCCCCCCCCUUACUCCCCUUUCUGUUUGCCAAUCACCAUGGACGACCUCUCCAACCUCCCUGCCGGCCUGUCUGCCCAGCCCCCCGGCGGCGACGGCGGCGACGCCGAGAGCAAGGCCCGUCUCAAGGCCCAGGAGGAUGCCCGCCUGGAGAUGAUUCACCAGAUCCUGACUCCGGAUGCCCGGGAGCGCCUCAACCGCAUUGCCGUCGUGCGCCCGGACAAGGCGCGUGGUGUGGAGGACCUGCUGGUCAAGAUGGCCCAGUCCGGGCGUCUUGGUGGUCGGGUGUCUGAGCAGCAGCUGGUUGGCAUGCUGGAGCAGAUCAGCGAGCAGACUGGCUCCACUCGUGAGACCAAGAUCAAGUUCUCCCGUCGCGGUGACGAUGACGAUGACGAUUGGGAGGCCGACCUCUUCAAGGACUGAGGGCGGAUUUCCCGGCCGACCUGGGCGCAAGCGCGCACCGCUCCCCCGCCCGUGCCCCAGCCGUACUCCUUCUCCCCCGGGGGAGUAAACGCAUCCUGGAUGCGGGUCGCGAUGCGGCCGGGCAUAUGGCCCAUUUCCGGAUCCUCCCAUGUGUGGGCAGCGGCUGCGGCGAUGUCGAUGCAGCGCCACUGGCGCCACAUCAUCCUCCAAGACAAUAUAAAGACGCAAAGCAACA
Messenger RNA from Fonticula alba, 715 nucleotides. RefSeq lists its product as hypothetical. Gene Ontology annotation, molecular function: DNA binding. Lineage: Eukaryota; Rotosphaerida; Fonticulaceae. The record is from RefSeq and is a predicted model, not a curated record. The transcript is spliced from 3 exons. The coding region runs from base 97 to 480 and encodes 127 amino acids. Gene Ontology annotation, cellular component: cytosol; nucleus.